Messenger RNA from Oreochromis niloticus (Nile tilapia), 2572 nucleotides. RefSeq names its product transmembrane channel-like 4 (gene tmc4). The transcript is spliced from 16 exons. NCBI's taxonomy places the organism in Eukaryota, Metazoa, Chordata, Actinopteri, Cichliformes, Cichlidae. Bases 159 to 2279 code for a protein of 706 amino acids. Gene Ontology annotation, cellular component: plasma membrane. The record is from RefSeq and is a predicted model, not a curated record. Gene Ontology annotation, molecular function: mechanosensitive monoatomic ion channel activity.
GAGUAAAGUCCGUAAAAGGGGACAACAAGGAAGCAGCUCAUGGAUACGCAGAUUAUCCUCACAAGGAAGUGCUUCACUUAUUUGUUUGAGUCUGGAUUUGUUGUCGGUCAACUAUUAGAUGUGAUCAUAGAGGAAAGCUGUUAACAUUCGUCAGAGAGAUGGCCGGUGAAAUACAGAGACAAAACUCUCACAUUUACGAUUACAUUGGAGGAAAUGGUUAUGACCGUGAGGAUCAGUCACUCAGGCGUCGGCGGGUUUCAUCUCCAGCUUCUGAUCAGAAUUAUCCUCACUUCAACUGGGACUCAACCCCCGAGGAUGAAGAUGAAGACAGCGAUGGUGGCCCCAAACGGGACAUCAGGUGUAUUCCCCUGCCCAUGCACCUGAGAAGAACUAUAAGGGAAGUGCAGCAAAUGCGGUCGCCCGCAGUUUCCAGAGAUGUGUCCUGGAGAGGGAGACAGAUGCUGCGUAAACUCAGAAACAAAUGCAAAGAAUUUCUUUACUUUUUCUCAUUGUGGAGGAAGUCAGUGCAAAUGAUUGGAGGGAACUUUGGAGGUGGUGUCCAGUCUUACUUCGUGUUCCUGCGCUUCUUGGUGGUUCUGAAUUUUGUGUCCUUCUUUCUGAUUGCUGGGUUUGUCCUCAUUCCCAGUGUUGUCUUCAGAUCUGUGGCCACCAACAGCACAGAUAUCCUCGCUGUUGACAAUAACUUGAAUGGAACAAAUCGCACCGCUAAAUGCAAGGUGUAUGAAGUUAACCAGACGACGGAGAUCUAUCAGUACCUGCUCGACUUCCUUUCGGGAACGGGUUUUAUGGAGUAUUCGUACCUGUUUUAUGGCUACUACAACAUCACAGAGAUGCCAAACAGGGACUCCUAUAACAUCCCUCUUGCCUACAUCCUCACUGCUGUCUUCUACUUUGCCUUUUGUCUCAUCUGCAUCAUUACACGGAUGGGGAGUGCAGCUCGAGUUGCUGUGGCAACGGGAAGCAGCACUGGGGUGAGCAGUUACAGCAUGAUUGUGUUCACUGGAUGGGACUAUGGUUGCCUGGGAGACAGAGCUACCAAACUGAAGCAGAAAAACAUCCUCUACCAGCUACAGGUGGAUCUGGAGGAGGAGAGUCGAAAGAGACACGAGGCUGAUCUGUCAACAUCAAAAAAAGUGAUUUUAUACUCUCUGCGUGUUUUAAUGACUUUUCUUUCACUUGGGUUCAUUGGAGGAGCUUUCUAUGGCAUCUAUGUGGCCACACAGUUCAGCCAGGAAACGACUGAUAAGAGAAAGAUCGUUCAAUUGAUUAUUCAGUAUCUCCCGUCCAUGGUCAUCACUGCUGGAAACUUUGUGGUGCCUCUGCUGUGUGACAAGCUCGCCUUAGUAGAGCAAUACUCCCCCAGCACUACUAUCAUAUUGGCUCUCUUAAGGUCAGUGUUUCUGCGUCUGGUGAGUCUGGCCGUUCUCCUCUCCACCCUGUGGAGUCGGAUCACCUGCUACCCUGAGCAGCUCAAAGGGAACUGUACACUGUGCGAGUACAACUACAAUGAAUUCCAAUGCUGGGAAACACGUGUGGGGCAGGAAAUGUACAAGCUCACGAUGUUUGACCUCCUCAUCACCGUUGCUGUUUUUCUGCUGGUUGAAUUUCCACGCAGGCUUGUGGUGGAUAACUGUUCCUGUAAGCCUGUUCAGUGGGUGGGGCGGCAGGAGUUUGUGGUUCCCUCCAACGUGCUUGGCCUGGUUUAUGGUCAGACUGUGGUCUGGGUAGGAGCUCUUUUUUGCCCUCUGCUGCCCGCCAUCAACACCUUGAAGUUUGUCAUCCUGUUUUACUGCAAAAAGAUAACACUCUUCCAAAACUGUCGGCCAGCGUUGAGGACGUUUCGUUCUACCACCUCCACCUUCUUUUUUCUGGUGGUGCUCCUGUUUGGAUGGGGUUUGGCAACAGUUGUCUUGAUUUACAGUCUCUCUGAGAUCCGUCCCUCUUACGGUUGCGGUCCUUUCCAUUCAUCCAAUACUAUGUGGUCAACUGUUCCAGGCUCGUUCCACAAUCUCUCUAACGUCACACAGGAGUUUCUCUUCUUCGUCGGCUCCCAGGCGUUCUCCAUCCCUCUUUUUGCAUUAUCAAUUGUGAUGAUGUGCUAUGUCAUAGCUUUAGCAACUGUCUAUGGGAGAAGCAUUGCACUGCUAAAAGCUCAGCUUAAACUGGAGAGCCGUGACAAACAGUUCCUGAUCAAGCAGAUUGAGAGCCUGAGUCGGCAAGCUCACAUACCGACACAUCGUGCAGGAGUACAAGACUGAACACGACAUAUGGGCAAGGAUUUACGGUCUUGAAAACAACAUAAUAAGACUUGUUUUUAUGUUUAUAAUUUAAUGCAGGCUAGGUUUUACCACACACGUCUGCACGAAGAUAAUUGUAUUAAAAGUUGUGAUUUUUUUUAAAGGAAUACAUAAAGAAGGAGAAUUAAAACUUGAUCGUUAUUAGAGUAUAGCAUUUCCACUAUGUAAAUAGAUUAGUGCCUUUUAUGUCUGUCCUUCAAAGCAGAUAUUCUUUUCUUUACAUAAUAAAAUAAAAUGAGAAACAUAACAGCCCC